GAUUGAUGAGUGUCGUAGACCAAGUGGUCAUUCAGUUAGCCAGAUUGCUACAAUAGCUAACCCAAAACAAAUAAUUCUGAUGUGACGUUGUCGAGAUUUGACAUAACGCGGAACUGCUUUUUUACUUCACCUCAGCGGAGUAGAACCUGAGGUUGCUGUGUCACUCAGUGGGUCUCUGCCAAGAAGUUACCACAUGCCUUGCACCGGAGGUGCCAGGAAGUGCGCUUACAUGCAUACGCAGACUUCAGCCGAGCAACACUCUUAACCUUACACAAUUCAAAUACUGCAUGCACUCAACCGCUGACACACACACUGACCGAACACAUUCACGGACCCAUUCCAACCCUUCUCACAGUUUACCACACACAAAGUUACUGGAUCCCUCUGCUCUUCCUGAAGUUAGAAUCUACAAGCAACAGCGAGGCACACAAUCGCUCCUGAGCUGCACAACUGGUGACAUACCACAUACCAUGUGAUACAAUAAGUGGAAUAUAUUUUUACCACAUCAUUUUUGGACAUAGUAAUCUCAUUAAUAAUGUUUCCUUCCUCCUCAAUUAUUUGCGAUUAUUUGAAUCCACAAUGUGCCGACCAGCAGAGAUGCUCUCUGAUUAAUCUUGUCUUAGACAGUGAGUGAUCAAGACCCUGGACGUUACAUGUUGCAUCAGCAUAUAAUAACAUAGUGCAGUUCUGCGUUCAUAUCGAAAAUAGUAGCAACAAGUGUUUAUACGCUGAUUAUAAACCAACCAUCAAACAAAAUAUACCCAUUAGCGGACUGUAAUGGGAGGAGAAGCAAAAAGGGAGGCUUGUGGCCUUCCGGAGAGGAGGAAACCCAAGGAGGAAGCCGAAGAGAGAGAGAGCGAGACGGAAGUAGGAGGAGAUGGAAGGGGUAUGCGGAUCCCUCUGCAUCGCUGGGUGAUGCAUGGGGCGGUGAUGUUUGGACGGGAGUUCUGCUACGCCAUGGAAACAGCCCUGGUGACGCCAGUGCUGCUGCAGAUAGGUCUUCCUGAGCAAUAUUACAGUUUAACCUGGUUCCUCAGUCCUAUCCUGGGUCUCAUGCUCACACCCGUGAUCGGCUCAGCCAGCGACCGAUGCACUCUGCGAUGGGGCCGGAGAAGACCAUUCAUUCUGGCCCUGUGUGUGGGUGUGCUGCUGGGAGUGGCGCUGUUCUUAAAUGGAUCAUUGAUAGGCCUUUCCGUUGGUGAUAGUCCCGGCAGCCAGCCAAUUGGCAUCGUCCUUACUAUGCUAGGUGUGGUGGUGCUGGACUUCAGUGCUGAUGCCUCUGAGGGACCAAUCAGAGCUUACCUUCUCGAUGUUGCUGACACCGACGAGCAAGACAUGGCCUUGAAUAUUCACGCCUUCUCUGCUGGGCUCGGCGGAGCAGUGGGCUACAUGCUGGGCAGCCUCGACUGGAGUGGCACAGCUCUGGGCCAAGCGUUUAAAUCACAGGAGCAGGUCCUCUUCUUGUUCGCGGGCAUCAUCUUCAUCAUCUCAGUCACACUGCACAUGCUCAGUAUCCCCGAGCGACAUUUCGCACCUUCCAACCAGCUUAAAGAUGUGGCGAGCGGGGGGUCUACCAGCCAGUUGUCUUUCAGGCCCGUUGGCCACACGCCACCUUUACUCGACGUGAUUGCAGAGGAGGAUGCUUCAGCUCGAGCCCCGUGCAGAGAGGACAACGAAUCGGAUUCGGAGGAAGGAGACAUGGACUUCCUUGCCGUGGAGCGCGUGCGGUGUAAAAGCGAUUCAGUCUUAGCCAUGCCAGAUGCUACAAUCGAGUUGGAUUCUGACCUCGACCCAGAGUCACAACUUUUCCUGCCGCAGUUGCACCACUUUCUACCGGGGACACAGGCAGAGCUAGACGAUGUUUUCAAGCCAUCAAACCACAGUAUUGGGUCCUCGUCUCCUUCUGGACCACCGGCCCAUUCUGAUGAGAUGGUGGUUUUAGAGCCUACAAAUCCAGACUGGCCUGAGCGUAAGGGUCCACAGGACUCGUAUCGGGUGAAAUCCUCUGUUAUGAUGGUCAAGGCUUCCAAUGGUGUCGAUGCUGCCUUGUCACCUUCUGACCACUGCAACGCGAUGAAAGGCCACACCUCCACAAGCCGCCCCUCCAACACCUCAGUUUCCCCACGACCACACCCACACACCUUCUACAGACAGCCCUCCUUCACUUUCUCCUACUACGGAAGAGUGGGAUCGCAGCGCUAUCGACUGCGAAAAAUAGCACCAUGGAGCCCUCGGCCAAUCACCACCUCCCAAAGUCUGAAUGACCUCAGUGAACUCCAGCGGCGUCCAGGCAGGCGAGAGCUGCAGCUUUCAGCUAGCAGUCUGUCAUCUGAGGGCUCCAGCAGUGAGGGCGGACCAGGCGAGGGUACAACUGUUCGACUGCUCUGGUUGUCCAUGUUGAAGAUGCCAAGGCAGCUGUGGAGAUUGUGUGUGUGUCACCUCCUCACAUGGUUCUCCAUUAUAGCUGAAGCUGUGUUUUACACUGAUUUCAUGGGGCAAGUCAUCUACCACGGAGAUCCCACGGCACCAGCCAAUUCCACGGAGCUACUCAACUAUCACAAAGGAGUUCAGAUGGGCUGCUGGGGACUGGUGGUCUAUGCUGCUACUGCUGCUGUCUGCUCUGCAAUCCUUCAGAAGUACCUGGAUAAUUUUGAUCUGAGCAUUAAGAUUGUGUACAUUGUUGGAACUCUGGGAUUCUCAAUAGGAACUGCUGUCAUGGCAAUCUUCCCUAAUGUUUAUGUGGCCAUGGUGAUGAUCAGUAGCAUGGGCAUCAUCUCCAUGAGUAUCUCCUACUGUCCCUAUGCAUUACUCGGCCAGUACCAUGAAAUCAAAGAGUACAUUCACCACAGUCCAGCAAACACUAGUAGAGGCUUUGGUAUUGACUGCGCUAUCUUGUCCUGCCAGGUCUAUAUCAGCCAGAUUCUGGUUGCAUCGGCCCUUGGAGCUGUGGUCGACGCAGUCGGCAGUGUGCGUGUAAUUCCUGCCGUGGCCUCUGGAGGCUCCUUCCUCGGCUUCCUUACGGCCUGUUUCCUCGUCAUUUAUCCUGAUGCGGAGCCCAGCAGCUCAGAGCAGGACCUGGGCCUGGGCCUGGUGGGUAGACCUGGAGAUUCAGACCCAAAUGGAGGAAGGACCAGUGACCAGAGGUUGGCUCUGCUGAACCUCACAUAUGGGGAUAAUUUGAAGAAGGAAGAGAAUCACUCUGUUGCCUGAGCAUGUAAAGAGUUGUUUAGCUUUCUUCUCACUAAGCACACACCACAACAUGUGUGGGUUAUACCAAAUGUCUGUGCCUUUCUGAAGGAGGAAAGAUGGCACAACGUUCUACAUGAAUCUCUUCUUCUUCUCCUUCUUAUUGCUACCUCAACUCUAAAACAAACAACCGUUUAGACGGCUCGAUGGAUCGAGGACAGCCAUUGAAACACAAAGAGCCACAUGAUAGUGACUUGGUGAGACUGUUCAAACUAACUUAGCUCAGACUACUGAUACAAAUGUAAGCCUUUAUUGUGAAAACACAAAUAGGAAGCACACAGAGCACUUUGUCUCACUCCUGAACAGUAUUGCCACACUGAUGCAAUGAUGCAAUGUGUGACAUUUAACUUCACAGAAGCUGCUCCAUGGUUACUUGAUGGCUAAUCGUAGUGCUGUAAAAGUGUGCAGCUCUGCAUUACAUAUUGACUGAAUACAAUUGUUAAUAUUUGUUCCAGUCUGCAUACUUGAUAUUGUUAUUCUAUAAAUGCCAGAAAGUGUCCAAACUAAAGGGCCAAUACAUUUGCUGCAGACAUAACCAUUUCAUAAACUUUUUUAAUUUUACAUUUAUAAUGCCUGAACCUGUUACAUAGCAAGCUAGUGCGCGGUUAGAGGGGCCCUUUUUAUCAAGUUUUUUUCUUUUCUUGCCUGUACAGAUACACGCGUUCUGAAGAGGCCAUAUUCUCCUUUCUGUGCCAAUGAAGACGGAUUUUGCAAAUCCUGUGAAUUUUCACUGUAAAUGCUGGUGUUGAGAUGUUCGCUCAAGUUUGACCUGAAGUGGUGUUGGACUUCAACACGUUUUGUAUUAGAGG
This is a messenger RNA of Anarrhichthys ocellatus (wolf-eel), 4055 nucleotides long. RefSeq names its product solute carrier family 45 member 4-like. Lineage: Eukaryota; Metazoa; Chordata; Actinopteri; Perciformes; Anarhichadidae. Gene Ontology annotation, cellular component: membrane. Gene Ontology annotation, molecular function: sucrose:proton symporter activity. The transcript is spliced from 13 exons. The coding region runs from base 778 to 3210 and encodes 810 amino acids. The record is from RefSeq and is a predicted model, not a curated record.